Molecule: messenger RNA, 1668 nt
Organism: Metarhizium album ARSEF 1941
Lineage: Eukaryota; Fungi; Ascomycota; Sordariomycetes; Hypocreales; Clavicipitaceae
Product: Vps5
Exons: 3
Coding region: 1-1668 (555 amino acids)
Biological process (GO): retrograde transport, endosome to Golgi; protein retention in Golgi apparatus
Cellular component (GO): endosome
Molecular function (GO): phosphatidylinositol binding
Source: RefSeq, a predicted model, not a curated record
AUGGAUGUCGAGGAGUCGCCAUGGGCCGACUCGGGCCACAGCCCGAGGGAGACUUCCCAGGCCGAGCCUGUCAGCUCUCAGCCCUCAGGUUCGCAAGCUGCACCUGCGACACCUCGCCCAUCGCGCGGGCCACGGCGCCUCGUCGCCCAGCCUACCCGCCUUGAAGCCGUGGAAGAUCCUUUGGGUCCUCUUAGUGCUUCAGCUGAUGAAAAUGACGGAACGUCAGACGCGCCGCCAGUGCCGCCGCAGAAGGAGCAGAUGGUGAUCCGAACUACGAUGCCUCAACAGCAGCAGUCUCGACGACCGAUUGACCCUCACCAAGUGAGUGAUGAUGAUUUCAGAAGCCCUGGAAGUCCGAGGGCGCCGCCUCCAGUCGAACCUGCAAGACCGAGCAGUGUCCGAAGCGGCACACAACCCAGUGUCAGCAUCGAGCAGGCUUCGAAGCCUUCCUUCCAUAUUACCGUUGGCGACCCGGUCAAAAUUGGUGACUUGACAAGCUCACACAUUGUUUAUUCUGUCAGGACCAAGACCACUUCUCGAGCCUACAAGCAGCCCGAAUUCGAGGUCAAGCGACGAUAUCGUGACUUUCUCUGGCUAUACAACACCCUGCACACGAACAAUCCCGGCUGCAUUGUCCCUCCACCUCCUGAAAAACAGGCAGUCGGUCGAUUCGAUAGCAAUUUUGUCGAGGCUCGACGAGCAGCUUUGGAGAAAAUGCUCAACAAGACGGCUGCUCACCCUACCCUGCAACACGAUGCUGACCUCAAGCUGUUCCUGGAGAGCGAGGCUUUCAAUGUUGACAUUAAACAUCGGGAGCACAAGGAACCUAUUCCUGCCGAGAGCAAAGGUGUUUUCGGCUCUUUGGGUAUUAGUGUGGGACGCGGAGAUAAGUUUGUUGAGCAAGAUGACUGGUUCCACGACCGCAAGGUCUACCUCGAUGCUUUGGAGAACCAGCUCAAGGGGCUUUUGAAGGCCAUGGAGACCAUGGUUGGGCAGCGCAAGAUGAUGGCUGAGGCGGCCGGCGACUUUUCAGCUUCCCUUCAUGCUCUUUCUACCGUCGAACUAUCGCCAACUCUGUCUGGUCCUCUGGAAGCUUUGUCCGAACUUCAACUCACGAUUCGGGAUGUGUAUGACCGACAGGCUCAGCAAGAUGUGCUCACUUUCGGAAUCAUCAUUGAGGAAUACAUCCGCCUUAUUGGGUCCGUGAAGCAAGCUUUCAGUCAACGCCAGAAGGGUUUCUACGCCUGGCACUCUGCGGAGUCGGAGCUUCAAAAGAAGAAGAGCACACAGGAUAAAUUACUUCGACAGGGAAAGAGUCAGCAGGAUCGCCUGAACCAGAUGAAUGCCGAGGUUGGCGAGGCGGAGAAACGAGUACAUCAAGCAAGAUUACUCUUUGAGGAGAUGGGUCGGUCACUGAAGACUGAAAUCGAUCGGUUUGAAAAGGAGAAGGUGGAGGAUUUUAAGAGCGGAGUGGAAACAUUCCUCGAGAGCGCAGUCGAAGCGCAGAAGGAGCUAAUUGAGAAAUGGGAAACGUUCCUGAUGCAAUUGGACGCAGAGGAUGAUGAGUCAGUCUUUUAUCGACCGCCGGUAUACAAACAGCAGUCGAAGCCACCUGGUGACACGGCCAUCGACAGGGCCAGGGCAAGGAUGGAUGAGGAUUCUGACUAG